AAAAAGAUGAAUUCUCAUCUAUAUCGUUAAGAGAUAUUUUGGACAGGAUUGAAUGGUAAUGGUUUAUGCGAAGACUUUUGAGACAAGUGGUCCAAUUCUUCGAUGUGAGGGAACGGAAGACUCGGAGAAGUCAACCAAACCGACGAGUUGAUGUAAGACUUGCUAAGCCACAGCCCCAUUAGUGAGUUUUUUUUUUCUCUUCUUCUACUUAAAUAAAACUAGUGAAGCCAUACACCAUAUAACGUGCAACACAGACUUAUUUUCUUAAAAAACUGAUACGAUGAUCCAAGGCCAUUGUUAUUGCUUUUUUGGUAUCGUUACCAUCUAUUUCUCACUCCUAAUUCACAUCCUUGCUUCUCCUACACUCCACUUUUGCCGCCACAACCAGAGAGAUGCUCUUCUGGGAUUCAGAGACGAGUUUCCAACUGAUGAGUCAAACCUAAGUUCGUGGAGUAAGAGCAGUGAUUGCUGUCUUUGGAGUGGUGUCACAUGCGAUAAUAAAUCUGGUCAGGUGAUAUCUCUCAACCUUCAUGAAACACCUCUCAACAGCUCUUUGAAAACUAAUAGUAGCCUUUUUAAACUCCAAUAUCUUCAUCACCUAAACCUUAGCAAUUGCAAUCUCCAUGGUGAGAUUCCUUCUUCACUAAAAAACCUUUCUCAUCUCACAACGCUUGACCUUUCAGCCAAUUAUUUGGUAGGUGCAGUUCCAACUUCUCUCGGAAACCUACAUGAGCUAAGAGUUAUUUCCCUUAACAACAACUCAUUUCUCGGGCCUUUCCCUAAAACUUUGUUCUCCAUCCGUUCGUUACAAUCUGUUGAUUUGGGUGGAAACCAAUUCACUGGACCUAUAGAGUUUGUGAACACUUCUUCAUCUGAGCUUCAGUUUUUAAAUCUUGAUCAUAAUAGAUUCAAUGGCCCAAUCCCGGAAUCCAUAUCUAAAUUUCUCAACCUCAGACGGUUAUAUCUUAGCCACAACAACUUCACAGGGUCCAUCCCUAGAUCUUUAUCAAAGUUAGUCAACCUCACGGAUCUACAUCUUUCCAAAAACAAGUUGGAAGGCGAAGUACCAGGUUUCUUAUGGAGAUUGUCGACGAUGAUGAUUUGUCACAACUCUUUCAACAGUUUUGAAACUCCUUCACAAGAGACAUUAUCGGUCCAAGUGUUGGAUUUGAGUUCCAAUUCAUUCCACGGCCCACUGCCUCGUUGGAUCUGCAAUCUUAAGGGAUUAAGUUUAUUAGACUUGUCUAACAAUCACUUCAACGGCUCUAUUCCGACAUGUUUGAGGAACUCCAUUGUUUCUCUUUUGGACAUGAGUCUGCGCAACAAUAGUUUCGGUGGAGCUCUUCCGGAUAUAUUUGGUGAUGCUACCAAGUUACGAUCAAUCGACGUCGGUCUCAACCAGCUAGAGGGAAAGUUUCCAAAGUCGUUAAUCAACUGCAAAGCUCUACAACUUGUGAAUGUGGCGAGCAACAGAAUCAAGGACGAGUUUCCAUCUUGGUUGGGAUCUCUACCGUUAUUAAACGUUCUCAGCCUCAGAUCAAACCAGUUCUAUGGACCGUUGUAUCUUCCUCGUACGUCCAUUGGGUUUCAGAGUUUAAGAGUGAUUGAUAUUUCGCAUAAUGACUUCACCGGAACUCUUCCACCUCACUAUUUUCUCAACUGGCGUGAAAUGACUACGUUGACCAAAGGAACUGACUACAUGGUGAAUCCCACUAAGGUUUCUCGUUACAUGGGUUUAUUCCCGGAAUCAAUUUACCGCUCGAUGGAAAUGGUUAAUAAAGGAGUAGAGACAAGGUUUGAUCGAAUCCGACAAGACUUCAGAGCCAUUGAUUUUUCUUGUAACGGAAUAUCUGGAGAAAUCCCUGAAUCCAUUGGUUUCUUGAAGGGAUUGCGUCUUCUGAACUUGUCAGAUAAUGUUUUCACAAGCGAUAUCCCAAGAUCCUUGGCAAAUUUGACGAGUCUUGAGACGUUGGAUCUUUCGAGUAAUAAGCUAUCAGGUCAUAUCCCACAAGAUCUUGGUAAUCUUGCAUUUCUAUCGUACAUGAACUUCUCCCAUAACCUUCUCCAGGGUCCAGUGCCUCGUGGCACACAAUUUGAACGGCAAAAUUGUUCUUCAUUCUUGGGAAACUCUAGACUCUACGGCCUUGAAGAAAUCUGUGGAUCACUCCAUGCCGUGAGUCCUACAGUACAGCAAGCUGAUGAAUAUUCAGAGGAGGAGGAGGAAGAAAUGUUUAGUUGGGUUGCAGCUGUGAUAGCUUAUGGACCUGGUAUGUUUUGUGGAUUGGUGAUUGGACAUAUCUUCGCUUCACACAAUCAGGAACGGCUCACGGAAAAGUUUGGUCGAAGAAAACUCAUUCACCCCAAGUGCUCGUUAAGCACAUCUCUUGCACUCCCUAAUAAGCAUACCUAAGCAUAGUUAUACUACUGUAUUAUUCGUAUGUGUAAACUGAACUUUCCAGUUGUGUUCUCCAAAAGACUAGUUUGUGUUUGUUUGUAAUUUCUUAUUUUAUGUUUUGUAAUUAACGUAUAUUGAAAUAUCUUUUUUCAUUAA
Brassica napus (rape) is the source of this 2551-nucleotide messenger RNA. RefSeq names its product receptor-like protein 11. NCBI's taxonomy places the organism in Eukaryota, Viridiplantae, Streptophyta, Magnoliopsida, Brassicales, Brassicaceae. Bases 281 to 2410 code for a protein of 709 amino acids. Gene Ontology annotation, molecular function: protein binding. The transcript has a single exon. The record is from RefSeq and is a predicted model, not a curated record.